Messenger RNA from Dioscorea cayenensis subsp. rotundata (Guinea yam), 1684 nucleotides. RefSeq names its product putative pentatricopeptide repeat-containing protein At3g05240. Gene Ontology annotation, biological process: RNA modification. The transcript has a single exon. Gene Ontology annotation, molecular function: protein binding; RNA binding. The coding region runs from base 68 to 1654 and encodes 528 amino acids. Lineage: Eukaryota; Viridiplantae; Streptophyta; Magnoliopsida; Dioscoreales; Dioscoreaceae. The record is from RefSeq and is a predicted model, not a curated record.
ACAGUCAGUAAUAUCCAAACUAGAAUCAUGCAAAUCAAUAAGACAAGUGAAACAAGUGCACUCACUCAUGAUCACCACCACCCUCAUCACCCACCCCAUCCCCCUCACUAAACUCAUCCACUCCUCUCUCUCCGCCGAUCUCCACCACGCCCACGCCCUCUCCAUCUUCCUCCACCUCCACAACCCCUCCCUCCACCUCUGCAACUCCAUGCUCCGAGCCUUUUCCACUUCCCAACAUCCCUCUACCACCCUAUCUUUAUACAAACACUUGCACCGCCUUGGUCUCUCACCGGACCAUUUCACCUUCCCGUUUGCACUCAAGGUGUGUGCUGAAAUGCCUGACAGAACAACAGGGCGUUGUAUUCACUCGCGCGUUGUCAAAACCGGGUACCAGUUCGACGCUUAUGUGAACGCCACGCUGGUUCGCAUGUACGCUUGUUGUGGCGACGUCGAGUGCGCGAGGUCUUUGUUUGAUGCUGAGAAAGAUCCGAACGUCGUCGCGUGGACGACGAUGAUUGCUGGAUAUGUUGCUAAUGGGCGAGCUUGUGAAGCCAUUGCUUUGUUUAAAGAGAUGGUGGAGAUGGGGAUCACGCCGAAUGAGAUCACGAUGGUGCAUGUCCUCGGCGCAUGCGCGCACGCUCGGGAUUUAGAGACUGGUCGAUGGGUUCACGCUCGGACUCGAUCAAUGGGACGGUGUAAUGUCGUGCUCGGAACGGCGCUUGUGGACAUGUACGCGCGGUGCGGUAGUUUGAGGAUUGCGCGGGAGGUGUUUGAUGAAAUGCGUGAGAGGAAUCAGGUGACUUGGAAUGUUAUGAUUAGUGGAUAUAAUCAGUAUGAGAAGUUUGAUGAUGUGUUUAGGAUGUUUAGAGGGAUGUGUGAGGCUGGGUUGAGGCCGGAUAAGGUGACUUUGUUGAGCUUGUUGGGUGCUUGUGGGGGUAAUGGUGACUUGAGUUUAGGGCAGGGAGUUCAUGGGUAUGUUGAGAAGGUUAAUGGUGGUUGUUGGAGUGAUGAGGAACUUGGUACUUCUCUCUUGGAUAUGUAUAUUAAGAGUGGAGACACAGAGAGUGCGGUGAAGGUUUUUAGGGGAUUGAAGAGGAGGGAUGUGGUGGCCUGGACGAGUAUGAUCGUUGGGUUGGCAAUGAAUGGGGAUGGGAAGAAAGCUGUAAAGAUGUUUAAGGAAAUGAGCAAUGAAGGGGUUAGACCUGAUGGUGUUGCGUUUGUAGGUGUUAUGAGUGCUUGUAGCCACGCCGGGAUGGUUGAUGAGGGCCGAAAAUUGUUUGAUUCGAUGCAGACCGUUUAUGGUGUUCGACCAGAGGUGGAACACUAUGGAUGCAUGGUAGAUCUUCUAAGCCGGGCCGGAAGGUUGCAAGAGGCUGAGGGAUUGUUGAAGAUGAUGCCCAUGGCACCGAGUAUGCAAAUUUGGGGUGCAAUGUUGAGUGGUUGUGAGAGUUAUGGUGAAGUUCAGGUAGCAGAAAGGGUAAGAGAUCAGCUGGCAGAGUUUGAUCCUGGGGGAAGUGGAGUUUAUGUGCUGCUUUCCAAUUUGUAUGCUGGAGCUGGACGAUGGGUUGGAGCUGAGGGAGUUAGAGAGUUGAUGUGGCGAAGGGGAGUGAAGAAGAACCUGGGUUUGAGUUCUCUUCAACUGAAAGGGCCCUGAUGAUAACAGAAACACAUUUGUGUAAAUGAA